This is a messenger RNA of Suillus clintonianus, 1659 nucleotides long. RefSeq lists its product as uncharacterized. The record is from RefSeq and is a predicted model, not a curated record. NCBI's taxonomy places the organism in Eukaryota, Fungi, Basidiomycota, Agaricomycetes, Boletales, Suillaceae. Bases 1 to 1659 code for a protein of 552 amino acids. The transcript has 12 exons.
AUGUCUUCUGCUCCCCCCACUCGUCAAGCCCUGACCCAACUGAUCAACAAUGGCCCGGAUCUAGCGCCUUCACAGCGUCAACGUCGCGACCGCCGUCCCUCAGAGAGGGCACUUUAUCAAGCUGAGGAAGAACAAGAUCGCAAUGUCCGUCGGCAAAACGUACCACGCAAAAUCAAGGCGACACGUAAAAAGUCCAUGGAUGAAGUUCAUGAUGGCGCGCAGUUUUCAUCUCAAACUAUCAGCCUAUCAAAUGCCAGUGUCCCGGCUCAUGGCCUGCUGGAUUUGAGGCCCCGGUUUAACAGGGUCCCCCCACCAGACAAGCACAAGCGAGACCAAUCCUCAAGCACGCUGGUUCAAAGCUCGAGACCCUCAAGCACGCACACGCCAGACCAAUCUUCCCAGUCUGGUGGCUGGCGGGAGGAUGCUCUAACAAAGGAUUCUGGAUUUAUCAAUCGUGGACACGUGUCCAAUGAUAACAGUGUCCCAUCGGCACCUCGCAAGUUGACGGUAGCUCGUGCAAAAGAGCUCAUGCAACUUCGGCAGGCGCAGUCCGCCGUUACUACUCGAGGUGACUCGGACGAUGACUUGGACCAGUCCGACGGCGAACAGAAUCCCAGCAACAAUUACGAAGAUUACAACAACGAAGAUUACAUGGAUUGUGAUGACGUGUUCAUGGAUAGAGAUGGGGAGGACAAUGCUCACUGUAAUGGUUUGCAUAAGCGUCCACGAUCACCCUCAGAUAACGAGGGUGAUAGCACUCUACAAAGAGAUGCGCAAGUCCGAGGACUCACCCUCCCCACAGCAACAGCGUCUCCCACAGAAAAUCCAGAAGACUCGUUUUGCGCGCGGCUUGCUUCUGAGUAUGCGUACCCAGACCGCAUGACUCAAGUCUUGUGGGCGAAGGAGGCAUGGAAGGAGGGAUGUGCCGCUUAUGAGAUUGAGAUGGGCUUCAAUAGUGAGAUCAUUCAAAUUAUUACCCGUCGCACGUCACAUCUGACCAGUCAGGUGAAAGGGAAGGUUCGCUCACUUGUCGAGAACAUUUACGGCUUCGAGCAUGGCAGUCGGGAGUCCGUCAAGUCCAGGAAUCGCAGACUUGCCCGUCAGCUCAAGAGUAAAUUUGGUCUGUGUUACCGGAACCUCGGAGAUGAGAAACACAAGGUCCCUCGCAGCGGGCUAUUUAGGACGAAGUUGAAUCAAAAAGCGGCCAAUUUGCUCUGGUACAGUAACAAGAAGGACGAAGGGGUGAUGUUCGACAAGCUAUUUACUCUGUUUCCCAUUCCUGCCUUGGCGUUGGUGUACACAGCGGCAGAAUGUUGUGUCGACGAAUGGGUUGACGGCGAGCGGAUAGAUAUUAGUUUUUCGUGUGGCGAGUACAAGGAGGCUUAUGACAAGCACCUUGCUAACCUCAAGAAAUUCCAUGUACGAACGAAGGACCACGGCAUUCUCGAUGGUAUCCUGAAGGAGAUCAACGACAAUGGGAGAAUCCACGCUAAGGUAGAUCCGGCUGAUGUCGGAGAUGCAGACUGUCUCUCCGAUGACGAAAUUCACAAUGCCAUUCGCGAAUACCAGCAGGGGAGUGGUGUGAAUGAGACUGAUGACGAGGAUGAGGAUUAUGGUAGUCAUUCUGAGCAGAACUGGAUGCGAAGACGAGUAGAAUAA